Molecule: messenger RNA, 390 nt
Organism: Trypanosoma cruzi
Lineage: Eukaryota; Euglenozoa; Kinetoplastea; Trypanosomatida; Trypanosomatidae
Product: mucin TcMUCI, putative
Exons: 1
Coding region: 1-390 (129 amino acids)
Source: RefSeq, a predicted model, not a curated record
AUGAUGAUGUGCCGUCUGCUGUGCGCCCUGUUGGUGCUUGCCCUGUGCUGCUGCUGCUCGUCCGUGUGCGUGGCAGACGCUCAGUCUGUGCCUGAAGGGUCUUCCAAUACGACCACGACGACGACCACAACAAAACCACCGACUACGACCACCACCACCACAACAAAACCACCAACUACAACCACCACGACCACAACACAGGCACCAACCACGACGACCACUACUACAACAGAGGCACCAAGCACUACGACUACAGAGGCGCCAGCUGUGUCGACCACCAGCGCACCGUCACGUCUUCGCAGAAUCGACGGCAGCCUCAGCAGCUCUGCGUGGGUGUGUGCCCCGCUGGUGCUUGCCGCAUCCGCGCUGGCGUACACCGCUGUGGGCUGA